ACUCGAGGACACAAUCUCCAAUGUCUACUAAGUAUUUCCGGCAAGCUCAAGACGGCGUGCCCGUGUGCGGACAAACUGCAUCGCUCUAUAAGUAACCCAGUAUGAGGACGUCCGCAAAGGCAUCUUUCACUUCAUAUUUCUUUGACAAAACUUCCUUUCCAUCUUUGAAUUACUUCCCUCUUGUAUAUAUUGUCUCACCAUGGGCUUCUGGAGCGGUAUUGCGGAUGCCUUUUCACGCGAUGGAAGCGCAACACUCUUCUGUGAGAAACUUCCAGUUGUUGGAUAUGUCACCGCAGGUGUUCAGUUCGUAGCAGGCAACCCUGAGCAUGCGAAACGCGCUGCUGCUACAGCUACAAAUUCCACACUCACGACUGGAGGCGCUGCCCUUGGGUUUAUGGUUGGCGGACCUCCGGGUGCUGUGGCUGGUGCUAUGCUGGGAUCGACGGCUGGCAUUGGGUGCGAGUACGGAAUCAGCACGGCCAUUAACGAUGAGGGUGUGAAAGGGAAUGUGGGCGAAGUGAGCAUCAAGAAGAUCGUUGUUGAUGGAGCGCUGUCUGGAAUACUCCCCGGAGGACAAACAGCAGUUAGCAGAACGCUUGAUAGCGCAGUCGGUAGCAUAGCCCCCAGGGAAGAUGUAAAAACCGGCUAGCCCAGCGGUCUAAACAUAUCUUCUUACAGUUGUUUACACUAGCCUAACACAAUUGAAGAGAAGGACCUAGUACGAGUAGCAUGAGCAAUGGUAUCCAGGAUCGUUCAGCUACUGUCAAAUACUAUCGCAAUCGGAGGACCACAAACAGAUGUUAUGAGAGCUUCUAAGGUCUUAGUGAUGGCGAUUGAUGUAUCAAGGCAUUCGAUAGACAGAUAUGCUUCUAUACGAUGUGAGCCCGUUUGGACAAUAGAGGCCGAUUUUACGCUUUCCCUGAAGAAGGUCCAUGUUGCUACUUGUAAUGCGUCUGCCUGCUGAUCUCUAACAGCCUUUGAAUAAGGAAAUAUAUUCUUCGCAUUCUCAGGUUAUAG
Messenger RNA from Alternaria alternata, 1017 nucleotides. RefSeq lists its product as hypothetical. The coding region runs from base 200 to 649 and encodes 149 amino acids. The record is from RefSeq and is a predicted model, not a curated record. The transcript is spliced from 3 exons. Lineage: Eukaryota; Fungi; Ascomycota; Dothideomycetes; Pleosporales; Pleosporaceae.